AUGAAUAAUCUUUUAGAAAAUCAAAUUGAAGUAGAAAAUGAUCAAUCAUCAAGACCUACUACGUCUCAUAUGCAAAAAAAAACAAGCAUAACUAAUAUUGCUAGUCAUUUAAGAGUUAAACGUCAGAUAAUUGAAGAAAAAGAAGAAGCUGAAGUAAUAAACUCAGAAAUACAUAAUAGAAAUUUUUUACUUGAACAAAAUAAAAGUAAAAAAAUUAGAUAUUAUUUAAAAGUUUAG
Molecule: messenger RNA, 237 nt
Organism: Cetraspora pellucida
Lineage: Eukaryota; Fungi; Glomeromycota; Glomeromycetes; Diversisporales; Gigasporaceae
Source: the annotation of a GenBank genome assembly